CCAUCCAGAGCACACCGUGUACUCGUGUUUUACUGCCGCCUGCCAGUGGUGAUCUGCGCUCUCCGGCUACUGCUGCAGGAGCCUGCGUCGCAUAUUUCCCUUCAGCUUGUCGUUUGUCAGCACCUGGUUGCCUUUGGACAAGGACGGUCAUACGUCCAGCUUCGACUGUAAGAAUUAAUGUGCCUGAGUGUCUGACACGCGUCUGUUCAAUGGCUACCUCGGGCUCCACCUCUGCUGCCUCCAUCACUGCCACCGUGCCUGAGGGUUUCCAUUAUGAAACCAAAUACAUUGUGCUUAACUACCUGGGAAUGCUGCCUGUUGGUAGAUCACAGGCACCAACAAUGUCUCAAGGAGAUGGCCAGACUGAGAGAGAGAGGACCAGAAUGAUAAAAGAGCAGAUAGAGGAGGAACUAAGACAACUGGAAGAUGAGAUCGCUGCCUCUUUUUCCAGCACAGGCUUCGACCGCCACACAUCACUGGUGUUCAGUCCAGCCGACCCGGAGAGCUCUAUUGAAGACUUUCUUGCUGCGAUGGGAGACAAGGUGGCCAGAGAGCUUGACACACACCUGGCAGCUGCCCUACACACACUCCUCACAGGACCUCUGGACUAUCAGAGAUUCAGAGACACAACACUGGAUCUCUCCACACACACACAGGGAGGCUGGAGCAAGGUACUCGUGCCUCUGGUGCUGCUCCAGGCUUUACAAAGCGAAGGCCACUCCGUGACAACUCUGUUGAAUCUAGGGCUGCGCUACCUAGAGCAGGACGAAGCCGACUACAUCAUCCAGCAGGGGGGAUGGGGUGAAAUAUUUAGUCUCGUGUCGGAGGAGGAGCGAGGUGUGACCAUCGCCGAAGACAGCAACGACAUUUACAUCCUCUCAGGGGAUCAGCAUCCGGACCAGCUCAGCCCUCCCUCGUCGCUGCUCUGCACCGGAGACAACAGCAGCGAGCAGAGCUCCUGGCAGACAGAAAGCCUACCUGUGUCUCUGGCCGGCCACGAGUCCUGGGCACAUGUUGGUAUGAUGGAUCCUGAAGACAUCAAGAGCUUGGACAGCAACGAGGGCGUGGCUCUGGCUGAGGAGCGCAGCGAAAACAACUCCUCAAACUCGGACAUUGUGCACGUCGAACGCGAGGAGGCGGAGCUGCUGGAGGAAGGCGGUGAAGUCAGUGUGAUAGAAGAAAGCAUGAUGAGCGUUUUAGGCACCGAGAGCGAGCUGGCCGAGCUCAGGGAGGAAUUCAGGGACCAGACUCCACCUGUUCCAGCACCGGAUAAGACCGGCUUCACACCUCCGGCUUCCCUGAUCUCAUUAGAGGAGCCGGUUGUGAUAGAGACACCUGCAAGCUUGUCUGCAGAACCUUCCCUCAUCUCCUCAGAACCAGAGCUGCCUCCCCCUGCCCCUGAAGCUGCUGCCCCUAUUCCCGCUGAACCAGAACCUGCAGCACCUUUGCCUGUUCCUGCAGUAGAACCAGAGCCUGAGCCAGAACCAGCUGCUGCCACUGCCCCAGUGCCUGCUGAGGUGGCAACCCCGCCUCUAGCCAAGGAAACCCCACCAGCAGAGCCUGAACCCACAACAGAACCAGCUUCUGAACCAGAGCAGGAGCCAGAGCCCGUCACAGUGCCUCAUGUACCAGAGGAACCCCAGCCAGAACCAGAGACUGCAGCAGAGCCAGACGCCACUCUGAGUGCGCCUCCAGUCCCAGAUGCUGCAGAGGCUCCUGUCGAAGCCCCUGCUGAGGAGGCCCUAGUGCAGCCAGCGCCAGCAUCAGAGCUCCAGGUCCUGCUUUAUGGAGGCGCUGCGUUGGCGGUCCUCGCUGCUGCUAUGGCAUACGGUGUCAUAAGGUUCAGGAGGAAGUAGAGUUAAAAAAUAAAAGGUACCAUCCUCACGGGAGGAGAAUGCAAAUCAUAAGGUAGAAGUAAUGUAUUCGUGUCCACAUGGUGGGACUUUCCUUACAAAUCGUAUUGGAUUUAUCAAAUGAGAUGUUUUCUUUUUUAAAUCUAAUAUACUUUUGAAGGUUUUAAAAUCUGUGAAAAUCCCUCCCCGCCUACCGUUACCCCUCCCAGCAAACCAAAACUUCACCUUAUCCACAACCCUGUGCGGAUUCCUGGCUGCUUCACUCGAGCAGGUGCUAAACACAGAAAGGGGAAAACGAUGCACUCCACUGUACUUCUUAUUUUCUCCGUGGUUCUGUUUUGGAUUCACUUGCAGUUUUAUCUUUAAGUUCUCUUUGACUCCAACCUUUUAUAUCUUAGCUCUCCUCUGCUGGUUUUAGUUUCUGUCUUGUCUGUGCCGUGUGGAUUUUUUUUGUACCGUUUGAGUCAGCGGACCUACGUGGAAAUUUCACUGGAAGCGCUCGCGUAGAUAAAGUAAACCUCAAAGUCCACAAGUACUGCUGCUGUGUGAUUUUCUAGCUCUUCCUGUUUCUAUGCAGCAAAGUGGCAUUUCUGUUUCCCCUGUAACUGUGAUGAUGAUUAUUCUUCCUCUGACAAACAAACCAAAUGUAGGAUAUAGAAAUAAAAAUCUGAAUGAUUCAUUUUAUUUAAAUUUGAACCCACAAAGUCCAGGUAUAUGAGGUCAAAUUGUUUUUUUUUCUCCAUAUGACACAAGGGAUCUGUGUCACUCCAAGUGCUGUGUGUUUAAAUGUUUGUGUGGAAACAUUUAAGAUUUUGCCCAAGGAUGGAUGAAAGUAUUUAAAUGUGCCCUGAGGUACAGCACUAAUAUACGUCAGGCACUCUGGUGUACUUCAAGAUGCCAACUCGUUCUUUUGCGUGUAGAUCUGACGAUACUGUGAAUCCUGAAAACACUUUAUCACAGCAAGUAAGGAGGCAGCAGUCCUCUGUAGUGCAGGUUUCUCGCUGCUGCUUUGCUGUUGCAUACAUACGGUACGUGUGAUCGUAGAAUGUCGUCAAAGUUACCUGCUUCCUUUUAACUGCACUACAGUUUGUUUGCUGAACAAAAAGAUGUCAACAAACCAGUGAGCGGUGAUGACUCUAGAAAAAAGGCAGGAAUGUGACCGCUGCACAUGAAUUCAGUCUUCCCUCGACUACUAAUGCAUUUCGUGUUCAAGAAGCAUCACCUUUUCAGCCAGGCGUCUUUACUCCUCCGUGUUUCGCCCUGUAACUUAUUCAACCACUGCUCCCGAGCGUAGAAUAUUUCUGACUAGUUCCAUUUGUGUGCACCUGUCCCAGUGACGGGAUAUGAACUACACACCCUCCCCAAGUCAGUCGGCCGCUGUGAGGUACUGAACCUGGAUUCUUCAGUGACAAUCAAACUUGUGUGAUCCAGAUUUACACACAUGCUUGGAGAAUGGGGUUGCAGACUUGGCUUCCAAGUAAGUGUAACCGAAAUAAAACUGAUGCAGAUACACUAAACCUCCUGUGGUUGCUCUGAAAUUACUUAUUUGCAUUAAUAAGCUAGAAAAACGUCUGCAAUUACUCGCGAGCCAAUCCACAGUGAAGAUCUUAAAUGUGAGCUGGCAUGGUGGAAAGUCCCUCUGAGAUUAAAUUUAGAAGGAAAAUUAGUUACCCUGCCCUUUGAGAAGUCGUGUCAGUUAGUCGUUAGCGCCGUCUUUCAGACAUAAUGAUUAAAGAGGUGAUGAAACGUGGUUCACACCAACACGCAUCGGUAAAAAAAACAACAUGAAUGACUGUUACAAUGUGGUGACGGAAAGAUGUUUGACGGAGAAAGGAUGUUUUGAUGUCUGUGAUACAGUAUUACACACGGGAACACUCGUCAACUCAAACUUAACACCUGCUUUCAAAGGGAAGCCGUUACAGAGCAGGAUGAACAUCAAAAGGUCCAAAACACGGCACUGUGUAUCGUGAGUUUCCUCCGACAUGCUGUUUGAAAUGAGAAUAAUAAAAAGGUUCAACUGUU
Messenger RNA from Stegastes partitus (bicolor damselfish), 3875 nucleotides. RefSeq names its product BCL2 like 13 (gene bcl2l13). Gene Ontology annotation, cellular component: mitochondrion; membrane. The coding region runs from base 210 to 1856 and encodes 548 amino acids. The record is from RefSeq and is a predicted model, not a curated record. Gene Ontology annotation, biological process: regulation of apoptotic process; apoptotic process. NCBI's taxonomy places the organism in Eukaryota, Metazoa, Chordata, Actinopteri, Pomacentridae. The transcript is spliced from 7 exons.